This is a messenger RNA of Rotaria socialis, 420 nucleotides long. Lineage: Eukaryota; Metazoa; Rotifera; Eurotatoria; Philodinida; Philodinidae. The record is from the annotation of a GenBank genome assembly.
AUGAAAUUUAUCAUCGAACUUUGUGCACAACACAAUGAUCUUGUACGAGCUCGUUUUGAAUCCCGUCACUGUAACAACAAAAAUCACAUCGCUACCGUACAAUUCAAGCUCUAUACGGAGUCACCAAUUUCUGGCUGGUAUUGUACCUGUACAUCAGGGUGGCAUGAUAUGGAAUGCUGCGCUCACGUGGCAGCUUUGCUAUGGCAUCUUGGUGUUCGACGAGCAAACAUCAAAGAAAACACUCACCCGCUUUCAGCUGGUCACCUUUUUGCUUCGAUAGACGAUAGUAUCCAAUUUUCAGAAGUAGAGGAAAGCGACGAAGAACAGGACGAUAACGAUAACGAUAAUCAUGUACAUAAUGUUGCUAGCAACAGUACCAAUAGUGAUGAUAGCACUAGCGAUGAAGAAGUCGCUGAUUGA